ACUAAAGUCUCUUGUUGGCUUGGGGAUGAGCAGAAAUAAUCUCAAUGGUCUGAUCCCUGCAUCAAUAUGUAACCUUAGCAACCUAAAUACUAUGUACAUUUAUGAAAAUCAGUUGUCUGAUAAUAUUCCUUUAGAAAUCGGAAAGCUAAAGUCUCUUGUUGACUUGCAAAUGGGCAUAAACAAUCUCAGUGGUCCAAUUCCAGCUUCUAUUUGUAAUCUUGGGCAACUAACCACUUUAGAUCUUUCUGACAAUAAACUCUCCGGAAAUAUUCCACUCAAACUUGGAAGACUAAAAUCUCUUACAAGCUUAUAUUUGUACACAAAUUAUCUCAUUGGUCAAGUUUUUGUUUCUCUAUGCAAUUUGACUAAUCUAAGAAAUCUGAGCAUUUCCGAAAAUCAUUUCUCUGGUAUCAUUCCCCCAGAUAUUGGAAGGCUACAGUCUCUUACUGAAUUAGAGAUAUCAACAAAUAGUUUCCAUGGUCGAAUCCCUAUUUCUUUAGGUAAUUUGAGCAACUUGAACUCUCUGAUCCUUGUUGGAAAUCAACUUUCUGGUCCAAUUCCUCGAAAAAUCGGAUGGUUAAGAUUUCUUACUCGGUUAAUACUGAGCGCAAACAAUCUAACCGGUUCAAUUCCAACUUCUUUAUGUAAUUUAAGAAACCUAAACACCUUGUACCUUUAUGAAAAUCAACUUUCCGGUUCAAUUCCAGAAGAAAUCGGGAAACUAAAUUCUCUCAUGGAUAUUGAAUUGUCGAUAAACUAUCUGACUGGUCCAAUCCCUUCUUCAAUAUGCAAUCUUAGCAAACUCAACAUUUUGUACCUUCACAAGAAUCAAUUAACUGGUGCCAUUCCUCUUGGCAUUGCAAGGCUAGGCUCUCUUUCCGACUUUCGAAUACAGAAAAACAAUCUCAUUGGUCCGAUCCCUUCUUGUUUAUGUAAUUCAACAGUUGGAAUGUUACAGCAUCUGUAUCUAUUUGAGAAUCAGCUUACUGGACCAAUACCCAAACAACUUGGAGAAUGUUCAAAUCUACUCGAACUGGAUUUGAGUAGAAACAGUUUGAACGGAAGCAUUCCACUUGAGAUUGGAGGCUUGAUUUCAAUACAGAUCAAACUGGAUCUUAGUCAAAAUGAGUUGACUGGAGAAAUACCGUCAGACUUCGGAAAACUAAACAAACUGGAGAAACUGAAUCUGUCCCACAACAAACUUUCGGGUUCAAUCCCACCUUCAUUUGUUGAAAUGCUUAGCUUGACCACAGUCGAUAUUUCGUACAAUCAGUUAAGUGGUCCUAUUCCAAACAUCAAGGCCUUUAAGGAUGCUCCCUUUCAUGCAUUGAAGAACAACAGUGGUUUAUGUGGUAAUCACUCUGGAGGUAUUAAGCCAUGUAACUCGUCAGUUAUCAUCGGAAGAAAGAAAGCCAAACCAAGACUUGCUGUGAUAAUUUUAGUUCCUCUGUUUGGUUCGUAGUUUCUUUUGUUCACAUUUUUCGCUAUCUAUUUUUGCUUGCGAAAAAGACUAGUUGUAAAAAAUCUCGAGCAGGCAGAUCAACCAACAACUGUAAACACAAGAAGAAACAUAUUCUCGGUAGAGAAUUAUGAUGGGAAGCUGGUGUUUGAAGAAAUAAUUGAAGCAACGGAAAACUUUGAUACCAAAUAUUGCAUUGGGGCGGGAGGAUAUGGGAGCGUUUACAAGGCGAAGCUAUCGACGGGUCAGGUUGUUGCUGUGAAGAAGCUUCACUCGUCAGAUGAAGAUCCCAACAUAAUUGAUCUUAAAUCUUUCGAAAGGGAAGUUCAAGCAUUGACCGAAAUCCGGCAUAAAAACAUUGUAAAGCUCUUUGGUUUCUGCUCCAGUGUAGAGCGGAAUAUCUCAUUCUUGAUUUAUGAGUUUGUUGAGAGAGGGAGUUUAAAAAGGAUUUUAUGCGACGGGGAACAAGCGGUAGAGUUUGAUUGGAUAAAGCGGAUAGGAUUCAUCAAGGGAACAGCUGACGCACUUGCUUACAUGCACCAUGAUUGCAUUCCAGCAGUAGUUCAUAGGGACAUAUCUAGCAACAAUGUCUUGCUGGAUUUCGAAUAUGAAGUUCGUGUUUCUGAUUUUGGUACUGCGAGGAUUUUGAAGCCAGAUUCAUCCAAUUGGACAUCACUUGCAGGAACAUAUGGAUAUAUUGCUCCAGAGCUGGCCUAUACAAUGAAGGUGACCGAGAAGUGUGAUGUUUAUAGCUUUGGAGUACUUGUGCUAGAAGUACUACACGGUAGGCACCCAUCUGAGAUUAUCACAUUACUCUCUCCUGAGCUCCUUCCAACAUCAUCUUCAACUUCCACUUCCAGUGUUCCGGUGAAAAUUAUAAUGCUGAAAGACAUCUUAGACGAGUGCCUUGAAGCACCAACGGAUGUCAUGAAGAAAGAGAUAAUGUACUUCAUGAAAGUUGGUCUCUCAUGCUUACGUGGUGAUCCACGUACUCGGCCAACAAUGCAAGAAGUAUCCGUGGAGUUAUCACGACCAGCUCAGAUCAGGCCCUCUUUUGAGAAGCCCUUUGAAGCUGUUACAUUGGGAGACCUACUGAUGGGAGAUUCGAAAGAAUGAUGUGCGACUAAAUCGUCUUUCGGUCAAAAUCCUUUGAAACUGUUACUUGUUUGUUCUUUAAAAAUUCAGCUAAGGAUAUUGCAUUACUUUCGAUCAAAAUCCUUUAAGUUCUUGUUUCAAAUAUUGUAUAAGAACUAUUUCGUGCCAAAGUAGUAUUAGAUUCAAA
Molecule: messenger RNA, 2741 nt
Organism: Papaver somniferum (opium poppy)
Lineage: Eukaryota; Viridiplantae; Streptophyta; Magnoliopsida; Ranunculales; Papaveraceae
Product: probable leucine-rich repeat receptor-like protein kinase At1g35710
Exons: 2
Coding region: 26-1462 (478 amino acids)
Molecular function (GO): protein binding
Source: RefSeq, a predicted model, not a curated record